ACUGAUGCCCACACAGACUGUCGGUUUAGAAGCUAUUCGAACACAGCUACUCAAGAGUAGAGGACGCACAUGCUGGUGAUCGACGUUUAGCUUGGAGGUCCAAAGCUACACAACAGGAGAACUGGGAGGAUAUAACACAAAUAGAUGAUUGGUACAAAAAUUUGGACAUCUGAUGGAGAGGAUUUCAUUUGUGGGAUCAAGAUUCGCCCAGAAACAUCCAGAAACUGGUCAGGCUUGAAGAUUUGGAUGGUUAUUGGAACACUUUCAAGUGAUUUUUGGAUAGUGACAAGGAAAAUGAAAGCUAAUAUGUGAAACUCAGGAUGAAGAGUCUAAAAUUGAAAAGCUCUCGUUAACUUUGAACAUUGAGGAAAGAAAGGUGUAAACCUCUGGAAUUGGAAUUCAUCUAAAAAUAAGACUGAACACCGCACUCUCUUCUUCUGAAUACGCACGGUUUAAUUGUCCAUAGCGACCUUUACAAAAAAAAGCACCAAUGAAACAGUUGGAAUCCUCAAAUUCUGAGCAAUCCUGGCCUUCUUUCGUUAAUCACACCCCUCGACUACGGCUCAACGCUUUAGAUUUUUCUGACUUGUGGGAUGAAGAAGAUCUGGACCUGUGCAUUGUUGAUGAUGACCCUUUUCAAAGCAAUGCACCAACCAGGCAAAAACCAGGACAACAUUUAAAUCCUCCAGCACCUCCACCAGCUCCUCCUCCUCCUCCUCCUCCUGCUCUUUCUCCUCAGGUUAAUCCGGUGGCUUUGAAAUCAGGCCGCCGAACUCUGAGGCUCCACUGGAAGGAGCUGUUGAGUUUGCAGCCGCUGCCGAGAGUCAGCCGUUUUGGGUCGCAGUCCAUUUGGGCUGCUUUGGAACCGGUCCAUCUGGACACCAACAGACUUGAAUAUCUGUUUGAAAGCAAGAGUGGCAGUAAUAAGGCUCUUUCUGCACGGAAGGGUGGAACACAGAAUCAGACAUAUUUAUCUGUAUUGGGUGUGAAGCGGAGUAACAUUAUUACUAUAGCCCUGAGCAGCCUGCCUCCUCCUCACCUACUCCCUCCAGCCAUCUACAGCAUGGACUCCAGUGUCCUGGACAGGGAGGAUGUACAGAGGCUUUAUUCACUGGUCCCAUCUGAGGAAGAGCUGAAACUGAUUAAGGAGGCAAAAGCUCAGACACCGCGUUGUACCCUGGCCCUUGCUGAGCAAUGUCUCCUCACUCUGAGCACCGUCACACACCUGAACUCCAGGCUUCAACUCUGGGCUUUUGCACUGGACUACGAUACACUGGAGAAGGAAAUUGCAGAGCCUCUCUUUCAUCUCAAGCUUGCAAUGGAGCAGCUGGCAACCAAUCAGACGUUCCACUGUAUACUUGCGACUGUACUUGCCAUCGGUAAUUGUCUUAAUGGCUGCAAGGCUCGAGGGUUUGAACUGAGCUACCUGGGGAAGCUUUCGCAGGUCAGGGACACCCACAGCAGGCAGCCUCUUUUACACCACGUGUGUGUGUUACUCCUCCAGCUUUACCCACAAUCCUCGGACCUGUACUCUGACAUCACUGCUGUCACCCGAGCCAGUAAGUUUGAUUACUUGCAAGUGCAGUCGAGCCUUUCUGCACUGGAGUCCCGUUGCAAAGAAUCAUGGGAGCAGCUGCAUCUGCUAAAUAAAGAAGGAACGAAGAAUGGAGCAGGACGAGGAGAAAGGGAUGAGCAGAGAGGCAUUAGUGAGGCAUGCCUCUACCAGAGCUUGCCACAAUUUCUGAAGGAGUGCAACGAAAGGCUAAAGGUGCUUCGAGCUGUCCAUCGGCGGGUCAUCAACAGAUUUCACUCAUUCCUUUUGUACCUGGGCUACUCCCGCACCAUGGUGAGGGAGACAAGCGCGGAUGCGUUCUGCAAAACCGUUAGCGACUUUGCUCUGGAUUAUAGAGCUACUCAUCACGCCAUUCUUCAGCAGAGAGAGAAGGAACGAGAACAGGAAAAGAGGGAGAAAGAGGAAAAAAGAACGCCCUCUUCUACACCCACUUCUGCCAAAGCUAAGGCUAUAGAAAGCCCAGCUUCUGAUUGCACAGAGCAUUCAAUGCUUGAGGAGGUGCUAAACACACCAUCUCCAUCUUGUUUUGACCUCAGUCUCCCACAUAACCGCAGCAGGACCCCGAACACCAGAGGUUGCUUUCCACGAAGACUGGCAAAGUGGUAAUGGUAACUUAGUGGUUAUAACUCUGAUCUUCCCAAUUAGAAGGUUGUGAGUUUUAAUCCCAGCACCACCAGGCUGCCACUGUUGGGUCCUUGAGCAAGGCCUUUAACCCUGAACUUCUCAUUUGCUAUAAAUGACAUAAUUGUACAUUGCUCUGGAUAAGGCCGUUGGUGAAAUGACAGAAAUGUAAAUGUAAGACUGAAGCGGUGUAAGAAACUGUUUGACUUGAUAGCACCAGCGGGUAUGUAUGUUAUCUAAUAAACUUCAGACAAGUUUAAUACGCAGCCAUGUUGAGAAAUACUUGAAAUUAUAAUGUCCAUUUAUUCAUUCAAAUGAAAUUUUUUGAAUUCCCAUUGUAUGUAUUGUAUCUGUAAAAAUCUAAAUAAAUCUUUUGUUAUU
This is a messenger RNA of Silurus meridionalis, 2575 nucleotides long. Its product is annotated as FH1/FH2 domain-containing protein 3. The coding region runs from base 491 to 2179 and encodes 562 amino acids. Gene Ontology annotation, cellular component: cytoskeleton; cytoplasm. Gene Ontology annotation, biological process: actin filament network formation; cortical actin cytoskeleton organization. The transcript has 9 exons. Lineage: Eukaryota; Metazoa; Chordata; Actinopteri; Siluriformes; Siluridae. Gene Ontology annotation, molecular function: actin filament binding. The record is from RefSeq and is a predicted model, not a curated record.